Marchantia polymorpha subsp. ruderalis is the source of this 1838-nucleotide messenger RNA. NCBI's taxonomy places the organism in Eukaryota, Viridiplantae, Streptophyta, Marchantiopsida, Marchantiales, Marchantiaceae. The record is from the annotation of a GenBank genome assembly.
CUGGGCGUCAACUCGCAAGUAAACCUGCUUAUAGAUUGAGCUCUAUGCAGUAAUUCUUGAACAUAUGGACAUAAUGUAAAGGCACUGAACGCAGCCUCUAAUAAAAUGAACUCGCAAUUGUUAGGCUCCUAAGGGGCGUCAAUUACAAGCGAAAGAAUGAAGAACUAGUUUUGGUAGGGAGUUGACUCUCACUGCAACGUGGUCUUGCUUUCGCAAGGCCCAAGCAACACUCAAGAGGAAAACUUGAUCGCUGUGCUGUGGAUGGCAUCGGCUUGGUCAUGUACUCCACUUGCUGCUUGUUCAUUCUGGUAAACAUGCACAUGCCAAUCUGGUUGAGAUUGUGAGUCCAGUCGCCUGGUGUUUUCCUGGCUUUCAACGCAUCGAACAGCUAGCUGGUGGCGCAUGCUGAUGAUUCGGUCCGCCAUCGCUGUCAGCUCCACUUUCCAGUCGUCGUACAGAGCGGGGCUAUGAAGUAGAUGAAGAAUUAGAUGAAGAAUGGUCGACACGAUAGCAGCUCCGUAGGUAGGUGGGCUGGAGUACAUAGGUCGAAUCACGAGUUUCAGCUGGCUUUCCACACGAGCUGCGACUCAGGAGUCCCUCACCAAAAUGCUCAGGGCUCCGACUCGUUCUCCAUACAAACCAUGUUCCAUGUUCUUGGCAUAGCUCUGGGCGAUGAAGGGUUUCCCUGCGACAAACCUGCGAACCGUGAACGCGUCGGUGUGCAAGCUUCCGCUGGAGAAAUUCUGAUAGGCGCUGUCGAAGAAGGGCAGCUGAUGCUUGUCAUUUCAGAUGUCGCAGGCCCUCACACUCCUCCUGAGUGAGAUCUACGCCAGGGGGAUUGUGCGCGCAAGCGUGCACCUACAUCACCGAUCCAGUGGGUGCUGCUCUCAAAUUGUCCAUCAUGCCCUCGUGGUCCAGUCCUCGGGUCUUGGGGUUGUAAUAUCGGUAGGUUCUGGUUUCCAACCCAGCGAGUGGGAAAAUCUUGAAGUGGUUGCCCCAUGUCCAAGAUGUAAUUCGAGUCUCUUGUCAAAAACUUCUCCCCAGACAAAGCAGAAAUGGACAGUUAGUCGAGUCUUUUUUCUUGCUGAGGACAGAAACUAUCAUAAGUGUAGCAUCCUCUACACCUGCUAUGUCCACAUUCUAAUCCUGUGUACCAUUCCCUGCAUCAGCUAAGACGAAAUCUUUCUCAAUUUCAUCCGCUGCUAGAGAAUCUCGUACUUUCCCGGACACUGUACAUUGAAUGUUUCCUCCUUCACAACCUCCUGUUGGAGAGUCUUCGGAACCAGGUUCUGUAUAUUCUCCAGAACCUUCAUAGUUCUCAGUUUUAUUUUCCUGUACAGAACCUUUGUAAUCCUUUACAAAGGUAUUGUUGACACCUUUGGUUGGGGGUUUGAGGGUAUCCGAGCGUCCUUCUUCUGCUACUACACCUUCACCUGAUUGGUUUCCUCGUUCUAGUUCGCAAUCAGCCAGUAGCAUUUUGAGGCCGGAAAUCUCCUCCAUGGAUAUCUUUCUCCCACAAAAAUUUCUGGACUUCCUCUCCAUCAGAUCAGGAGUAGAAGUGAAAUGUGCAGACGGGAUCUGAACAUUUGUUGUGUUCCAAACCCUGCGGGCUUGGUGAAAAACCUCAACAUCUCUGUGAGUUGUAUACAUAGGUGGACUGCUAUGUGUACAUCUCUCUAGCAGAAGUGGAAGUCCUCUCGAACUUGAAUAUAUCUCUGUAGUCCUUUUUGUAAAUUUGUCUAGGAAGCGGAAUAAAUAUGAAGCCAUGUCUUUCUGAUAGAUGCGAUGAUCUCAAAAUAAGAAUCUCUUUGUACAGUACACUCUCUCAAUGAUUCCCG